AGGUGAAACUAACCCACUAUGUCAUCACGAAUGUCUCGAAAAACGCUAGUCGACACUCCGAUCACUCCACAAUCAUCCAUCGGUCACAUACUACGAGCACAGUUUGCGCUGCAAAAUCAGCUUCCCGAAGAUAAACCGAAGACUAUCGGGUUUAAUGAAGCCGAAAAUAUGAAGCUAUACGAACUAUACUCUGGAAGACGUGAAGAAUACCACUCAACACGACCAUCAGGGCAAAGGAAUGAGGAAGUUCCGAUGGAUACCUUGGCAAGAGAAUGGGCCACUGAAAUAACGUCGAUGGGAUUUGCAGAACGGACGCCUGCACAGAUUAAGCAACGGAUUAGGGAUAUGAGAAAAUUCUCUCGAAAGCAUGCCCACAAACUGGGUAUCACCAACAUGAAUGCGGGACAAGAACUCGAACGUUAUGCUGAAUUUAGUUGGGCCGAGCCAAAACGACGUUCCCGUGGGCCAGUACCCGAUUGGAUGUCCGGCCUGGCGGAAAUCAUGAUGAGCGAACAGGACACAAAAGCCGACGAUGCAGACUCGGCGUCGGACAUCAUGGAAGCCACUUAUGGUCCGAAAGCGAAGAGGCUGAAAUUACAAAGGACUGAAAUGCAAUUGCAUCAGUUACAGUUGCAUUUGGAUAUGAAGCAGCGAGAGUUGAAACAAGAAAGAGAGAAAGAAGAAGGAAAUGGUAAUGAUGAGCAGGAGGAACGAGAAAAAAGAGAUGUUAGUCCGGAAACUUUGCUUAUUGAGAAGAAGUUGAGGUUAGCGGAUGCCAAGUUGCAUACGGAGCAUUUGAAGCAACAGGCUCUCCGUCUGGAAAUUGCCAGUUAUCAACGCCAGCUCCAACUCUACGAUGAUCAACAACAACAUCAAUCUCUAGCGUCUGAAAUAGCAUCGUCGAGUAGUCCAAACGAAUUUCUGAACAUGAAAAUUAAUGGGUUUUUGAAAAGCCAUAGUCCAUAACUUUUUAGAUUUUUUCUUAUUUAUAUUUUUUUAAACAAUCACUUGCGAUCUCUAGUUGUCUUCCUUGAAUAAUUCCAAUUUCACACACACAAUCAUUCCGGCCCAUAAUCCCAUCAAUUUCGGGUGACCCGGUUCCUUUUCUGUCCUUCUAAUCUUACUACUUUUUUGUUAGAUUUUCAAAAAUGAACUAUUGCAAUUUA
Caenorhabditis elegans is the source of this 1166-nucleotide messenger RNA. It is a transcript of the gene K08E7.6, whose product is annotated as Myb_DNA-bind_5 domain-containing protein. The transcript has 5 exons. The record is from RefSeq and is marked reviewed. Lineage: Eukaryota; Metazoa; Nematoda; Chromadorea; Rhabditida; Rhabditidae. The coding region runs from base 19 to 966 and encodes 315 amino acids.